Gadus chalcogrammus (walleye pollock) is the source of this 2083-nucleotide messenger RNA. RefSeq names its product pannexin 2 (gene panx2). Lineage: Eukaryota; Metazoa; Chordata; Actinopteri; Gadiformes; Gadidae. The record is from RefSeq and is a predicted model, not a curated record. The coding region runs from base 1 to 1983 and encodes 660 amino acids. Gene Ontology annotation, molecular function: channel activity. The transcript has 5 exons. Gene Ontology annotation, biological process: positive regulation of interleukin-1 production; monoatomic cation transport.
AUGCAGAACCUCUUCGAACAGAACUUAGACAUGGCCACCGCUCUCCUGGCUGGGGAGAAACUGAAGGAGCUCAUCCUGCCCGGGUCCUCUCAGGAUGAGAAGGGCGGGGCUCUGGCGGGCUUGAUGGUCCAACUCAAACUGGAGUUGCCUUUCGAUCGGGUCGUCACCAUAGGGACCGUCAUCAUCCCCAUCCUGCUCGUCACCCUUGUAUUUACCCGCAACUUUGCUGAGGAGUCCAUAUACUGUUACACACCACACAACUUCACAAGAGACCAGGCACUGUAUGCAAGAGGCUACUGCUGGACAGAGCUGCUGGACGCUAUACCUGGCCUGGAGGCUAACGUCCGGCCAUCGCUGUUUCAACACAAAUUUUUACCCUACGCUCUGCUGGCCUUUGCUGGCAUCAUGUACAUUCCUGCCUUGGGGUGGGAGUUCCUAGCCUCCACGCGGCUCACGUCUGAGCUCAACUUCCUGCUCCACGAGAUAGACAACUGUUACCACAGAGCGGCCGAGGGGCGGGCCCCGAAGAUCGAGAAGCAGAUCCAAUCCAAGGGGCCCGGCAUCACCGAGCGGGAGCGGCGGGAGAUCAUAGAGAACGCGGAGAAGGAGAAGAGUCCGGAGCAGAACCUGUUUGAGAAGUACCUGGAGAGACGAGGCCAGAGCAACUUCCUUGCUAAGAUCUACCUGGCGCGCCACCUGGCGAUCAUCUGCCUCAGUUCCAUACCCAUCUCCUACCUGAGCAUCUACUAUGCUCGACAACGGCAGAAUGAGUUCACCUGUGCUCUGGGCGGGCCCCCGGACACCAGCAGUUACCAGGAGUUGAAGCUCAGCGUCAACUGCAAGCUGCCCUCGGUGCAGCUGCAGCGCAUCAUGGCGGCCGUGGACAUUUCCCUGCUCUGCACCAUGAACCUCAUCAUCCUCAUUAAUUUGCUGCAUCUGUUCGUGGUGCGCAAAUCCAACUUUGUGUUUGACAAGCUGCACAAAGUGGGCAUCAAAACACGCCGCCGGUGGCAAAAGUCCCAAUUCUGUGACAUCAACAUCCUGGCGAUGUUCUGCAACGAGAACCGGGACCACAUUAAGUCCCUCAACCGCCUGGACUUUAUCACCAACGAGAGUGACCUCAUGUAUGACAAUGUGGUGAGGCAGCUGCUGGCGGCCUUGGCCCAGUCCAACCAUGAUGCCACGCCCACCGUCAGGGACUCUGCCAUACAGACCAUAGACCCCAACAUGGACCCUUCCAUCCUAGGGAUGGGUGAGCUGGGAGAGCCAAUGGUGAUCAAACGCCCCCGCAAGAAGAUCAAAUGGAUACCCUCAUCCAAUCCUCUUCCUCAAUCGUUCAAAGAACCCACGACUCUGACACGUAUGGAGAACAAUGGCAAGCCCGAUAAACCUAAGCCACUCAGGCGGAAAACAGUGGCGGACAACUUUGUUGCCACACGUGUGGACAGCAAGAGCACACAAUACCCUGCCACUAAAGAUUUAGGUGGGAAGCAUAAUCGCAAUUUCUCUCUGGACGUGCAUCCCUACAUGCUGACCAUCCGUAAGCCCAAGGUGGAGACCGUCACGGUCACCACAUCGGCCCUCUCCUCAGAGCACCCUUUGGAUACGGUGUUCAUUGAAGGCACACACACCAUCGUCCAUGUGUCCACUGCAAUUACAGAAAAAAAGGAACACUCUCCUGAGGCGACCAUCACUGCCUUUUCCACAGAGACCCUUCCUAUCACCACCUACGUGAACGGCAUCAGCCCCAACCCGCCCUCCAGCGAGGACGCCCUUAGCCCAAAGCCUUCCCCUCCCCUCAACGAGCCCUUCACAGGGCCCAUGCAUCCGGAGAGCCAGGUGUUGCCUUCCCUGACCAGGGCACCUACCCACCAGCUGCUGAGCAUGCACCACACUCUGUUUGAGGCGGACGAGGAGCAAGGGGGCGGUAGCGACAGGCUAGCCUCCAGGUCCGGGGAGCUCAUUACCGCAGGAGAAUGUUGAAGAGAAAGGAGCCAUGAUGAGUCUGGUGUCCGUUGAAGGCACAAUAUUCCAACGGUACACGACCCCCAACCCCAGCCCCUCUGUCAUCUGAUCUCUGACU